Molecule: messenger RNA, 1177 nt
Organism: Liolophura sinensis
Lineage: Eukaryota; Metazoa; Mollusca; Polyplacophora; Chitonida; Chitonidae
Product: piggyBac transposable element-derived protein 4-like
Exons: 2
Coding region: 71-1177 (368 amino acids)
Source: RefSeq, a predicted model, not a curated record
ACAAUUGCCUACAUACAAGCAGUAUUGGUCAACUGAUCAGCUCUUCAAAGUACCCUCCAUACCAAUCACCAUGGCUAGAGACAGGUUUGAGAAAAUCUUGCAGUAUUUUCACUACAAUGAUUCUACUACAAAUCCAGCCAGGGGAGAUGCGAACCAUGACAAAAUACAUCAUGUCCGGCCUGUCUUCAGUAUUGUGCAGAGACGGUUAGUGGAAAACUAUCGACCACACAAAAGUGUCACGUUAGAUAAGGCGAUGAUUCCAUUCCGUGGACGUGUUUCGUACCGACAGUACUUACCGGCAAAGCCUUGUAAAUUUGGAGUAAAAGUGUGGCAGUUAGCAGACAGUAGCAAUGGGUAUGUCUACCAGAUGGAGGUAUACACUGGCAAACAAGAUACAGGGAGAGAAGUGGGUUUGGCCUGGAGGGUGGUAUGGGAUUUGACCAGGGUAUUGUCCGGUAAAAGUCACCACAUAUACAUGGACAAUUACUUUUCCAGUCCCCAACUGUAUCAAGACUUGCUGAAGGAUGAUCUGUAUGGUUGUGGCACCUGUAGACUCAACCGAAAGGGGUGGCCUGACGCACUACACAAAAACUGUCUGCCGAAACAAAAAGGGGUAAGUAAACUCUACCAGAAAGAAAACCUUGUGGCAGCCUGCUGUGAGUGUCCAGCGAAAACAGAAGGAUGGAACGCGUGCAGAAAUAAAGGCCCUGAAGUUGUGGAGAACUACAACAAGCACAUGAAUGGUCUGGACCACGGAGAUCAGCUGCGUAUGCAAUAUUCCACUACUCGUCGCUCCAAAAAGUUUUGGAAGUACCUGUUCUGGUUUUUGUUUAACACAGCAGUGGCGUGCUCUUUCAUUCUUAUGCGUGAGUCUGUGAAUCACCAGAAGAAAAGCAAAACUGGUCGGGUGAAAGAAAUGUGUCAACUGAAGUUUCGACAAAAUUUGGCAAAACAGCUUGUCGGGCAGCACAGACAGAAAAGGCGACAUGAAGUAUUACAGAAGGACAGUGCAGGACGGUCACAUUGGCCCACAUCCAUGCCCAAAUCCAGGCGAUGCAAAUUGUGUAGUUCAAGGAAAAUCAGGAAGGAGUCAAAAUAUGGACGCAAGAUUUGUGAUGGAAACCUCUGUGUGGAAUGUUUUGAACCAUUUCAUGUUUUAUCAUUCACAGAAGAGUAG